Molecule: messenger RNA, 1296 nt
Organism: Schizosaccharomyces octosporus yFS286
Lineage: Eukaryota; Fungi; Ascomycota; Schizosaccharomycetes; Schizosaccharomycetales; Schizosaccharomycetaceae
Product: SURF-family protein
Exons: 4
Coding region: 232-1098 (288 amino acids)
Biological process (GO): mitochondrial respiratory chain complex IV assembly
Cellular component (GO): membrane; mitochondrion
Source: RefSeq, a predicted model, not a curated record
GGAUUGUUUGAUGAAAUUCGCUCACACAUCGACGUGUGUCACAAGUCUUCAUCAUAGAAGCUUGAAAAGAAACCAUCAUAACUCUUUAUUUCAUCGCUAUACUAAACAUCAACUUUCACUUCAACUCUUACCAAUUGAAAUUUCUUUAAAUAAAAGCAAAUCUUUAUCGUACAUUUUAAGAAAUCAUACUUCCUACUGACAAGAGUAUAGUGUGAAUUUCGUCUAUUUGGAAUGAUUUGGAAAAGAUUACCUAGAACACUUCCGUUUUUCAAGGCAAGGUUUCAAUCGCCAAUCUUCCGAUCGGUAGGGACGAUCGAGGCUACCUCUGUCGCUCCCAAGAAAAACCGAUUUAUCGUCGGUCUUUUGACUGCUGUUCCUAUUAUUUGUUUUGGAUUGGGUACUUGGCAGGUAAAACGACGUGAAUGGAAGGUUGGCAUCAUUGAUACAUUGACAGAAAAACUGAAACAAAAACCAGUACCCCUUCCCACAAACCUACAAGAAAGCGAAAUUCAAGACAAGGAGUGGACCAAACUUGCUCUCAAAGGUACAUUCUGUAAUGAUCAAGAAAUGCUUGUUGGUCCAAGAACUAAGGAUGGAAACACCGGAUAUCAUGUUGUGACCCCUUUCGUUCUCGAAGAUGGUCGUCGAAUUUUGGUGAACCGGGGUUGGAUUUCCAAGUCUUUAAGUGAUCCUUCUCUUCGUGAUAGCGCUGCUAUACCCACUAAUACCGUACAAAUUGAAGGACUAUUAAGAAAGCAUACAGAAAAACCAAAACUCAUGAUAAACAAUGACCCAUCGACAGGUUCCUUUUUCUUUUUGGAUGUUCACGAAUUCGCAGGUCUUAAAAAUACCCUUCCCAUCUUAGUUACUCAGCUCGGUCCCGAACUUACCCAAUCUGAUGAAGCUUCUUUGAUACAGAAAGGCAUUCCUUUGGGUCAUCCUCCUCGGGUCGAAAUUUUUAAUCGACAUACAGAAUAUAUUAUUACUUGGUACUCUUUGAGUUUACUGUCUGCUAUUAUGCUUUACGUUUAUUUCCGUAGAGGUUCGGGAACCGUUUCUUUAACAUCUGCUUAUGAAAGGAGUCGGGUUCGACUUUAAGUGCAAUUUAUUCUUCCAUUUAUAAUGAAUAUCUUUAAAAUUUCACAUACUUCGAAAGCUUUCCAACAGCAUCUCCUGUCUGAGUAAAUGAAUCUAUCAUACUCUCCAUAAUUUGUUUGGCAAACUUUUGGUCAAAAGGUACCUAUAUAAAAUGAUUAGUUUCUAAUAGUUUAAUAAAUAUUAUAUAAACAUACCUGU